AUGCGUAACUCCUACUGUACAACAUCAAACCAAUAUUUUUAUAAUAAAUUAGAAACUAUCAACCAUAUAAGUAAUAUGAUGAAUAAUAAAAUUCCAAUGAGUGAUGUAAAUAAAGAUGAUUAUAGUUUAAGAAUGGUCAAUUCAAUAUCAUCAACAACAUUACCAAAAACAAUACUAAAUCCUUAUAAUAAUAAUAUCAAUAAUAACAAUAACAAUAUGGAUACAACAAUGGAAACGACAUCAGUGCAUACUACUUCUACGCUUGUUAACUGUAGUAGUUUUGUUGAACAACAAAAUCUAUCACUUACAAAAAACGAACCAAAUAAUGAUAAUGGGAUAACUAGAGACAAUUCAGUGGAUUCAAUAAAACGUUCAUCUUGCGGUGAAUUCAAAUUAAAUGAAAGUUCAAUAAAUGGAUUCAAAGAAAAUCAAAAUAAUAUCUACAAUAUGACUCCAGCAUUAAAACAAUUAGAAAAUUUAAAAAAUGGAAUACAAUCUAACGUAGACAAGUUAUCUAUAAAAAAUCAGCUUUUAAAAGAUUGGCCAUCUAUACUAAAACGAUUAAUUUAUCAGGCAAUAACGGACAAUCACACAACUACUAAUAAACUUUAA
Messenger RNA from Schistosoma mattheei, 612 nucleotides. The record is from the annotation of a GenBank genome assembly. NCBI's taxonomy places the organism in Eukaryota, Metazoa, Platyhelminthes, Trematoda, Strigeidida, Schistosomatidae.